Penicillium angulare is the source of this 333-nucleotide messenger RNA. RefSeq names its product purine-cytosine permease FCY2. The transcript has a single exon. The record is from RefSeq and is a predicted model, not a curated record. Bases 1 to 333 code for a protein of 110 amino acids. NCBI's taxonomy places the organism in Eukaryota, Fungi, Ascomycota, Eurotiomycetes, Eurotiales, Aspergillaceae.
AUGCAUGAGUAUUCGAUGGAGAAGGGCUUCAAGUCCGACGAAAUGGUCUACACGAACGCUACGAAUUCAAAGAGUGUUAUUAUGAACUUCACUGGAGACGCAGAAUACGACGUUGAUACACGUGAAAUGCCUGGAGAAUCUGUUCCUUUUUCAAUAUGGACCAGAUUACGUCAAUGGUCAGGCAUGAUUGGGGCAGAAGAGUUCGGUAUCGAACGCAUACUGGAGCACAUGCGUACAGAUCAACACCCUCGUGACUAUUUCACCAUUUUCUUCGCGGCAAAUUGUAACGCUGCGACUUUAGCAACUGGUUUUCUUGGUCACGUAACGCUUUAG